AACAAACAAAUGCGCACAUUAUGUACGAUUCCAUUUGAAUAUAACACUAGUAAUCAUAGUAUUUGAAAGAUAGCCAAAACAUUAUCAAGUUAUUUAAAUUGAAAUAAAUUCAUUCACUCGUUCCGAAUCCAAUCGAAUUUCAAAACAUUUACCACAAUAUAUUUUACUCUGAAAAUCCGGCGAACAUGUUUCAUUUUUAAUUAAACGUCACUGAAUUAAAUAGAAGCAAUAGCAAGAAUUACAUAAAAGUCCAUUUAAUAUGGAUUUACAAACGCUUUUGAUGGAUUUUAAUCCAAGCAAGUUCGUUGUGCAUAGCUGCCUAUUUGUAUUUGCAAUAUUAUUCACACUACGAAUGGAUAACAUAAUAAAUUGGAGCUACUGGGCCGUUUUCAUGCCAAUUUGGAUAUGGAACGCGAUCGUUGGUCUUGGAGCUCUGUGUGGAACAUUCGUUUGGUGUCGGAAUCCCCAUUAUCGACUUGAAGGUGAUUCAUACGUCCAUUUUAAAGCAAUGCUCAUUUCAUUCUCACUGCAUCUCAUUUUGCUGAUGUUCGAGCUCUUGGCAUGUGAUCGUUUGACGUCAAAUAUGACGACAAAUCCGCAUCCAUUGUGGGUUAUUGUAUUUGUUCCGCUAAUAUUCGGGAGUGUGGCAAGUGUUGGGGCGUGUGUGUGGUCCGUUAAACAUGAUCGUUCAUUUGAAUUGGAACUAUUCAUGGCUGUUAAUGCACUGCAGUUUGUAUUCCUUCCUUUGAAAUUAGACGAAUUGGUUUCUUGGACAUGGGAAGUGGUUUUUGUUCCACUUUGGAUCGUUUUGUGUUUAAGUUUAGUUGGUGUACUAUACAGUGUAAUAUUCUGUGGAAUUUUGCUGCGAACACCGGAGGUAUCACAAACGCAACGACGUACAGCGAUUAAUUCGGCAAUCGGAAACUCUUUAACGGUCAUUCCAAUUUUAGUUUAUCAAGUUUUACUCGCCGACAAAUUGGAUGGUGAUUUGACAUCACUGCCAUAUACAGUUAUAUCUAUACCACUUUUUAUGGGAUUGUUCGCCUUGAUAUUGCUCAGUUUCAAUUCAAAGGGUGGCAAUAAAUGGUGGUUCGGUAUACGAAAGACGUUCAGCCAGUUUCUAUUGAGUGCAUUGCCAUGUCUUCAGGAAUACGGAAAUAUUGGUUACCACAAUACAAGAAAUCAAAGUGUACCGUUGGACUCGACAACGGACGCUGAAGCAGGCACUCGUAGUAAAUCGAAAGAUAUAUUGAACAAAAAGUGCGAUCAAAUGAAACCAGUGGUUCCGAUUAUCAGCAUCGAUUUGCCCGAUUAAAAUACGAAUUCGAUCUCUAGACGCACAAAACACACACUUUGUUUAAGUUAUGUACAUCAACAUUUUUGGUUCUUAAUUCUCAUUCAUUCGUUGUAAAGUUCUUUUAAACUAACCAAAACAUCUCAAUUUAUGAGUGAAUGCAUGCAUCAAAUUUUACUUUUCGUUUAAACUACACCGAAACACGUAGAUUUUGGUUUAGAUAGUGAGUUCAGUUUUCUUCACCCCGAAUUCAUUCGAAUAAAACUAUAAAUAUAUUUGAAAGGUUGAAAAUGUUUUAAAAAAAAGAGAGAAUAUAUUUAUAACGAAAAGAUAGUAUUUUUUAUAUAUAUAAAUCAGCGAAGAACUGAUGCGAUGAAUUGUUGAAGUAAAAUCGUAAAGUUUUUGCACUUGUAAGAAUAGACACAUAAAGCAUAAAAAUGUACAAUAUCAAAUAUAUUUUUUUCUUUUUUAAUUUCA
Molecule: messenger RNA, 1771 nt
Organism: Contarinia nasturtii (swede midge)
Lineage: Eukaryota; Metazoa; Arthropoda; Insecta; Diptera; Cecidomyiidae
Product: transmembrane protein 185B
Exons: 7
Coding region: 260-1315 (351 amino acids)
Source: RefSeq, a predicted model, not a curated record